Anguilla rostrata (American eel) is the source of this 2799-nucleotide messenger RNA. It is a transcript of the gene nkain1, whose product is annotated as sodium/potassium transporting ATPase interacting 1. Gene Ontology annotation, biological process: regulation of sodium ion transport. NCBI's taxonomy places the organism in Eukaryota, Metazoa, Chordata, Actinopteri, Anguilliformes, Anguillidae. The transcript has 8 exons. The record is from RefSeq and is a predicted model, not a curated record. Bases 558 to 1181 code for a protein of 207 amino acids.
UCCCCUCACCCCCCUUUUUUCUCCCGCUCGCCAAGCAGUGAGAUUGACAAAGACCCCGAAACUGGCUCGCUUUAGCUCACCGCACACUCCUGCAAAUACAUUUAUUUAGCGAUCAUGUUUCAGUGAACAGUCAUCUUUUCUUCACAUCUGAUCGGAAGAGAACGCCGCAAACCCCAGAUUGAAGGUGUGGCGGCGGCGUAAGAAGUCGGAUACAGCACUGGUGACUCGCAGUAAGGUAGAGCCACGGACUCAAACCCGCUACAAGAAGACAUUUCGCCAGAUAAAAUUUUGACUUGUGCUGUUUAUAGACUCACGCAAGACUAUGAAAUGGCAAAACAAUUGUAUUUAACCAUGGUGUAAAAUUGAUCAUACAACGCACCGGGGCGCAGAAGGCGUGCUAGGGGGGCUGGUGGGUACAGCGAUGUGUUGAGCCUGGAGGCGGUGUGUGGUCAUUAGAACCGCGGCGCAGUCGAAUCUUAUCCGGAUCUAUCUUGGAAGAUUUUGCCUUUUCCAUCGAAACCUCUGCGGCCAAAAGCCGUAUCGACUUCACGAACAGAAUGGGAAAGUGCAAUGGAAGGUGUACGCUAGUUGUCAUCUGCUCCUUACAACUGGCGGCAGCACUGGAGAGGCAGGUCUUUGACUUUCUGGGAUAUCAAUGGGCACCCAUCCUGGCCAACUUCCUGCACAUCAUGGCUGUGAUACUGGGAAUCUUCGGCACUGUGCAGUUCCGCUCCCGCUACCUCAUCCUGUAUGCACUGUGGCUGGUUCUCUGGGUGGGCUGGAACUCCUUCAUCAUUUGCUUUUACCUGGAGGUGGGGCACCUGUCCCAGGACAGAGACUUCCUGAUGACCUUUAACACUUCUCUACACCGGUCCUGGUGGAUGGAGAACGGGCCGGGCUGCCUGGUCACCCCGGUGACAAAUUCCAUCUUGGCUCCAGAUGACCACCAUGUCAUCACAGUGUCCGGCUGCCUGCUGGACUACCAGUACAUAGAGGUGGUCAGCUCUGCCUUGCAGGUCUUUCUGGCGCUCUUUGGGUUCGUGUAUGCCUGUUACGUCAGCAAGGUAUUCCUGGAUGACGAGGACAGCUUUGAUUUCAUUGGCGGGUUUGACUCAUAUGGCUACCAGCCCCCGCAGAAGACAUCACACCUCCAGCUACAGCCCCUGUACACCACAGGGUAGGUGACAUCAGUCCAAGGAUGGCAGACAAGAGAAGGAACAGGGACGAUCAGGAGGCAUGCCUCUGAGGGGGAAAGGCUGCAGCGUCUUUGCGAAAUUGUCUUACGUAGAAUUCUUUUGUUUCUGUGUAGCCUCUGAUUGUAACUUGAGAAAGCUGUCUCAAGGAGCCCCCUGCUGUAGGCCUGGGGGAACUGCGCCCAACGGUGUGAUUGGACGAAUCUCAGGGCCCAUCUGAGAGACACUGUGGGUUUGGAUCACUCUGCUUUUCUAACUGUGAUUGAUUAUGUCUGUUCUUUGGGUUUUUUUUACUCUGUGGUAGAGGUUUACUUGUGGUUCCGAUGGGUCUAGUUCAGGGAAUGGGGUCCAGGUGCGGCGCGUGGCGGGGCCAGGCCGAUCGCAGCUCGCUCCUUCUCUUCGUCUCUUUUUUAAUUUUUUUAAAGAAAUUAAAGGUUUUAAGUUACAUAUUUAUUUUCACGUGAAGGACUGAAGCCUUUGCAUUGUGGCAGCUCAUCUUCCCACGUGACUCUCCAGUGAUGCUCAGGAGACGACGGAGCUCCAGGCCCAGUUCACAGAAGGGCUAACCCUGCAUCUCGGAUCAGGCGGCUCUGCAGAAGUAGGGCUGGAAUACCACAGAUGCCGGUGCUGAUGGAGGGGACUGGGUUUUAGGACAAGGUCUGGAAACUGGACGCUUUCAAAGGUCACACAAGGUAUCCACACUGGACUGUGGAAUAAACUGACCUAUGACAUCUGACACCUGACCUCUGCCUGCAUGGAGUUUCCUGUGAGCAUGUAGCUGUUACCUCAGAGCCGCCGUGUCCCCUGCAGGUUAAUGAGGCUGAAUGGCACUCUGCGGGGUCAGGUGACAUUCUAUACAGCCAGGCCCUCCUGACCUCCAGCCUGAACACUCAUUCCACACUUCUCCAUGUUUGGAGCAGGGGCACCUGUGGCUUGUUAUUUCUUUUGUUUGUUUGUUUUGGUUUUCUGUGCGAAUUCCAAACUUUUAUUUUGUAUUAUCCUAGCAUUUGAUGUUAACAUAGAUCAGUGAUUAGUGUUUCUGGGAAAAGUGAUGUAGGUUUGUGUGCAUGUAAAUAUUUGAGAGGUUUUUUAUUGAAGCCUGUCACCUUGGAUACCUCGGACCUCUGAUGCUUGUCUCUGUGCUGUGUCUCAUCUCAGCAUUCUUCCUUUUUCCAUCUAACCAGCACUCAUUCCUUCCCUGUUAGGUUCCUGUUUUUUUUUUCAGGGCAUCUCUUUCUCACCUGCAUUCUCUAUCUAUCUGUCCAGUAUGCUUUCUAUCCCUGGGUGUAGGCAGCUGAGAGCACACGAAGAGCAGAACUCAUAUUGAGAGCAGUUCCCUAGCAUUGUGUGGAGGGAAUAGAUGGGAUAGCUUAAAGACUUAGCACAAGAGUUUGCAGUUUGCAUUGCAUGCCACACUUUUCUAUCGCCUUUCUGUGACUGCUGUAAAACUGUGUGUGUGUGUAUGUAUGUGUGCGUGUGUACGUGCGUGCGUGCCUGCGUGCGCGCACAUGCGUGCUUGAGUGACGUGUGCCAUUGAACACACCCUACAGGAAGAUAGGAAUGGGAGAUUUGAGUUAUUGUGGAAUAAAAGAAUUGUUUCCAGUUA